GAGAGACUAAAAGUUUAUUGUUUUGACAGACGCAACCAAAAAUUUCAAUGCAAAAGGAGAUUCUUUUCUAAAGGAGUGUGGGGGAUAGAGAAAAAGAAGAAUGGGAAUCCCCGUUCUAAUGUGGAGACCCACGGAUUGGAUAAUUGAUAGUGCAGCAAAGAAGGGAGAAGAAGAAAAUUGCCUGGCAAGACCUGGAUCUUAACAGUCACAACAAAAUUCCAUUAAAAGAAUCCAGAUGGAGGGUUGCUUAAAAAGAAAUAAAGUCCUUUCUGCUCUCCGGAGAAAAAAUGAAUAGUGAGCAAUGGAGAGCAUUGGAGCCAGAGAGGCAGAAAACCUCAGAAAAAGGAAACUAGGCAAAGGAUCCACAGUGGAAUGAAAACUUUCGGAAAGGAGAAGGACCAUUCAUCCUCUGCAAGGAUUUUUGCUUUUUUCCUGUUAUUUUAAGCCACUCUUCUCCAGUGAAGGCAAACAUCGGCGUUACCACUACAGCAAUUUCAAGCAGAAAAGUUGAAAGCCACAGAGAAAAUAAAGGACAGAGAAGAAAGCAAAAUUGCCGGAGGGGGAGAGUUCAGCAGUGUUGGGUUGGAUUGGCACCUGUAUGGACUGAAAUUGCUGGGAAAUUGCCAUUGGAUAUCCUCUAUUUUGGUUUCCUUUCUUGUUUUUAAUUUUGGUUUGCUUGCUGAAAUGAAGUAGUUUUCAAACCCCUCCCCCACCCUGGUUUUUCGUAACCGCUCGGAUUUCCAGCUGGAUAGUCUUUGAGGAUACAGGUGGAUGCUGUGGGGGGGUCCAGGCAGCUCUGUGCAACAGUCUCCAAUGGGGUAGUAGGAUGAGAAGGUCCAGGGGUAUUUUGGGAAACGAGGCGAAACAUCACAUCCCAAGACGGUAAACGUACCGAAAAGUUUUCCUGAUCCUUCAGGGUGUCCGGGAUACCAAGAAUGAGAUGGAAAGUAGCAAAAAGAAAAGUAGAAGAACCAUCUUGCAAAUCUGGCCUGUGAUAGUGAAUGGGGCUGAUACAGAAGACAGAAGAUUGCUGUAUCUCUAGAAGCUACUAGUGCCACACCAGCCAGACAAGAAUAACCAUCAGCUCUGAAGCUGGACAUAGCGGGCUGAGGUCUCAGCUCAGUUCCAGUGAAGACAUUGCACCAGUGCAGUGGUCAAAUAAUUGGUUUGGCUAUUCAAACUCCAGAAGGACCAACACCAAAUAAAUUAUGAAUGUUGAACAAGAUGACCUUACAUCCACAGCAGAUAAUGAUAGGUCCUAGGUUUAACAGGGCCCUAUUUGACCCCCUGCUUGUGGUGCUGUUGGCUCUUCAGCUUCUUGUGGUGGCUGGUCUAGUGAGGGCUCAAACUUGCCCUUCUGUCUGCUCCUGCAGCAACCAGUUCAGUAAAGUGAUUUGUGUACGAAAAAAUCUGAGAGACGUGCCAGACGGCAUCUCCACCAACACCCGGUUACUCAAUCUCCAUGAGAACCAGAUCCAAAUCAUUAAAGUUAAUAGCUUCAAGCAUCUGAGGCACCUAGAAAUCCUGCAGCUCAGCAGGAAUCACAUCAGAACAAUUGAAAUAGGGGCUUUCAAUGGUCUGGCCAAUCUCAACACUUUGGAGCUCUUUGACAAUCGUCUGACCACUAUCCCAAAUGGGGCUUUUGUAUACCUGUCAAAACUGAAGGAACUGUGGUUGAGAAACAACCCCAUUGAGAGCAUCCCUUCUUAUGCUUUUAACAGAAUCCCUUCUCUCCGGAGGCUGGAUUUGGGGGAAUUGAAAAGGCUUUCGUACAUCUCAGAAGGUGCCUUUGAAGGUCUGUCCAACUUGAGGUAUUUGAACCUUGCCAUGUGCAAUCUUCGAGAGAUUCCUAACCUCACCCCACUUGUAAAGCUGGAUGAGUUAGAUCUUUCUGGGAAUCACCUGACUGCCAUCCGGCCAGGUUCUUUCCAAGGGUUGAUGCAUCUUCAGAAAUUGUGGAUGAUACAGUCCCAGAUUCAAGUGAUAGAAAGGAAUGCUUUUGAUAACCUUCAGUCACUUGUUGAGAUCAAUCUGGCACACAACAAUCUAACACUACUGCCUCAUGACCUCUUCACACCACUCCGCCUAGAAAGGAUCCACUUGCACCACAAUCCUUGGAACUGCAACUGUGACAUCCUUUGGCUCAGCUGGUGGAUUAAAGACAAGGCACCCUCCAAUACUGCAUGCUGCGCCCGGUGCCACACACCUCCCAGUUUAAAAGGAAGGUACAUCGGUGAGCUGGACCUGAAUUACUUCACGUGUUACGCUCCGGUCAUAGUGGAGCCACCAGCAGACCUCAACGUCACAGAAGGUAUGGCUGCAGAGAUGAAAUGCCGGGCAUCAACCUCCCUGACCUCUGUAUCUUGGAUUACUCCGAACGGAUCUGUUAUGACACACGGGGCGUACAGAGUUCGGAUUGCUGUGCUGAGUGAUGGCACGUUGAAUUUUACAAAGGUAACUGUGCAAGACACGGGUUUGUACACAUGCAUGGUGAGUAACUCUGUUGGGAAUACCACGGCCUCUGCCACCCUGAAUGUGACCGCCCUGGAUAACCCCGGUUACACGUACUUUUCAACCGUCACAGUAGAGACUGUGGAACCUUCUCAGGAUGAGGCACAGACCACAGAGCAGGUUGGGCCCACGCCAGUUACCAACUGGGAGACCACUAACAUGACAACCUCACUCACUCCACAGAGCACAAGAUCAACAGAAAAAACAUUCACCAUUCCUGUGACGGACGCAAACAAUGGGAUCCCGGGAAUAGAUGAGGUUAUGAAGACUACCAAAAUCAUAAUUGGUUGUUUUGUGGCUAUCACUCUCAUGGCUGCUGUGAUGCUGGUAAUUUUCUACAAAAUGAGGAAACAGCAUCACCGGCAGAACCAUCACGCACCAACACGGACUGUAGAGAUCAUUAAUGUGGAUGAUGAGCUUACAGGUGACACACCCAUUGAGAGUCACUUGCCCAUGCCAGCAAUAGAGCAUGAGCACCUAAAUCACUAUAACUCUUAUAAGUCUCCUUUCAACCACACAACAACAGUUAACACAAUAAAUUCAAUACACAGUUCAGUGCAUGAACCGUUAUUGAUCCGAAUGAACUCAAAAGACAAUGUACAAGAGACUCAAAUCUAAAACAUUUAUGACAUUAUGGGGUGGGGGUGGGGACAACAAAAGAUGGUUUAUAAAACAAAUGACACAAAUGACUGGGCUAAAUCUACUGUUUCAAAAAAGUGUCUUUACAAAGAAAAAGAAAUUUAUUUAUUAAAAAUUCUAUUGUGAUCUAAAGCAGACAAAAUUAUGUGUAUUCCUCAGAACCUGUUUUUGCUGCACUUAUUUACCCUCCUCGUUCCCUUUUUCCUCCCCAACCUACCCUGACUCCCAUUUGCCAUAUUUUUCAUAGGAGAUCUCGAUUCCCUAAAAGAACUGGUCUAGGAAAUUUUGUAAGAAUUCUGUUACACUUUGGGAAUUUUUAUGGUGAAUUCUAGUGGUGAGAUUCGGUCUAUUUUGUCACUUUUUCUCUUUUUUUCUUUUGUUUUCUCAUGCCCUUUUUGAAAUUAUUCCAUAGAGAAUGGAAUAAUAACAACAGCUUUAUAAGUGAGAAAAACAAAAAAGCUAAACCUUUUUUUCAUGUAAUGAUCUGCUCUGUAUUUACCAAAAGCACCAUUCUGUGAAAAAAAUGGAAGAAAAAGUAAAAAAAAAAAACCAACGAUGAAAAAACCCAAGAAAUCAAUUUACUUGUGAAAAGCUAUAAAACCCAUGAUCUUUUAAACAAUUCUAGAACCAGAAUUUGUAGUUCAAACACUAAACUAAGAUUAUAAAUAAAAUAUUGUUUUUUUCUGUA
Messenger RNA from Calidris pugnax (ruff), 3838 nucleotides. It is a transcript of the gene LRRC4C, whose product is annotated as leucine rich repeat containing 4C. NCBI's taxonomy places the organism in Eukaryota, Metazoa, Chordata, Aves, Charadriiformes, Scolopacidae. Gene Ontology annotation, molecular function: cell-cell adhesion mediator activity. The record is from RefSeq and is a predicted model, not a curated record. The transcript has 4 exons. Gene Ontology annotation, cellular component: glutamatergic synapse; plasma membrane; postsynaptic density membrane. The coding region runs from base 1213 to 3129 and encodes 638 amino acids. Gene Ontology annotation, biological process: modulation of chemical synaptic transmission; synaptic membrane adhesion; regulation of axonogenesis.